ACAAGACACCCCCAAACUGGAAGGGUUCCUCGUUCGCGCAUGCGCGUUGUUUGUGACACACUUUCCGCGUUGAUCGUCUGCUGGUCGCGCGGAUGCCAGCGUGUUUUGAUCGCGUGCUUUUCCCCCCUCCCUCUUUCUUGGAGAUCAAACGCUGAGCGGCGGAGAUAAAAAAAAAAAAAUAAUAAUAGUAAUAAAAAAAAAAAGGAAAUUAAAAUCAGGACAAAAUUCAAAUCAGGCGUGUGGGAUCUGGUGUGAUCUGAUGUGAUCUGAUGUGAUCUGAUAUGCCUUUGUGUGUUCUUCAUUUUUUUAUUCAUUAAUCGUGAUUUUGGUGCGGAUGCUGCGCGAGCAAACUUCAAGCUGAAACACAACUGCUUGGACUUCUUGUGUUUGAAAGGAAAAACGAGCAUGGAUACGAUGGACAUCUGGAUACAUCUGGAUAGAUUGGUGGAGAGAGAGAAUAGAAGGCGAAGUAGCGCUGUGGAAACAAUAUAAACACUGAGCUGUUGUGGCAGAGAUCAACUGAUGCAACCAUUCCAGUGGUGUAACGGGUGCUUCUGCAGUUUGGGGGUGAUCUUCGCCAAUAAGUCGUGCACGAUGCCACCCGUGACGUUUCAGGACCUGCCGCUCAACAUCUACAUGGUGAUCUUCGGGACAGGCAUCUUUGUCUUUGUGCUCAGCCUCAUAUUCUGCUGCUACUUUAUAAGUAAGCUGAGGCAACAGGCACAAAGCGAGAGAUUUGGAUAUAAAGAGGUUAUUUUGAAAGGGGACAUGAAGAAGCUGAAUCUUCAUGGGACGUGUGCCGUGUGCCUGGAGGACUUCAGGCUGAAGGACGAGCUCGGUGUCCUGCCGUGCCAACACGCCUUUCACAGGAGGUGUGUGGUGAAGUGGCUGGAGGUGCGGUGUGUGUGCCCCAUGUGUAACAAGGCCCUGGGUGGAGGAUCGGAGCAACACCACAGCAUCGGCACUCUGCUGGACGAGCUGGUCUAGAGAACGAGUAAUGUAUUUCAAUCUCACCAAUAGAUGGCAGUCUUUUUUGUGGCUGACGCAGGCCUCCUGUCAAACUGGAACUCUGAGUAAACAGAGGAGACGUUCUGACAGAAAUGGCUGAAGAAGAAGGAGCUGAGAUGAUCCACGCACAUUCCACAGAUGUUUCUGUACACUGCCACUUACCUGAACACUGCCAGUGAUGAGAUCGAGACGAAGACAAAGUGCUGUGUUUGUGUGUGUGUGUGUGUGUGUGUGUGUGUGUGUGUGUGUGUGUGUGUGUGUGUUUUUUAACUGACUCUAGCUACAUUCUCACAAACUAUCUUUCUGAAACACCAGCACGGAUUCCUGAUGUUUUUUUUGUAAUGUUCAAAAUUGUUUCUAGACUCCAGCCACAGCUUCACCUCUAUAAGGCGCUAUAAACUGCAUACCGCUUCUUUAAUUCCAAAAACCCAACCAGCUUUUUUUUAUAACUCUUUUAGAUUCUAGAGAUGAAAUGUUUCAAAUUAGUUAUAAACAAUUUUGGGAAUUUACAUACACAAUAUGUGAAAUAUGGCCACUGAGCAUAAAUUGGGUUAGGGUUAGGGUUAGGCUUUUUUCUUUAUACAGUAUAUACAUAUUUUGCAUAUUGUGUGUGUUUGUACAGUGUAUAUUAUUUAUUUUGAUUGAAAUUCAUCCUGCAGGUGGAAAAGUUUGCAUCCUGCUUUGUCAAUUUGGAAAAGAUGGCCACGCGUAUUAUGUUUUUAUGGAACACAAAGACAAUUUAUACCAAAACACAACAUCGGUGAGCAUUUGCCAUCUGAGAAAUGAUGCACAGAGUAAUUUAUAGCAGAAACACGAUGUGCUGGGAAAUUUGUAAGAAAAUUCUCUGAAGACUUAAAUUACACUGUGAUUACAUUUAGCAUUGACCGCUAACCAAACCACUUUGAAUUUCUGCCAUGAAUCAGAAACAGCAGCAAGUCUUUAUUGAAUAUUUGAAUCUGUGUAUCUGGACUUUUUUUAAAAUCUGGAUAUUGUUGUUGACCAACUUGGGAAAUAGGACCCUGAGCAGAAACUUGCUAGCUAGCAUAUAGGUCUUAUUUUGUGGAUAAUCUAAGGUCAAAAUGAGAGUUGAAAUUGGAUAAAAUUGUCAAGAAUAUUCACAUUUCUCUCAGUUAUGUCGCUAGAUUACAAAGAAAAGGCUUCAUUACGCUACAAUAGUGUUGUUAUUAUGAAACCGCUAAGCAACUGCCAAUACAAACCUAGCAGGUAAAACGAUCUUGAAUACAGUUGAGUAUUUCCCAUUAAAAGAUCGCAAUGAUCUAGAAAUACUACAUGAUUAUGAAACCCAUUUCCAGUAAGUCAUUUUUACAUUUUGUAAGCUAUAAUUUUAUUAUUGUUUUUUUGCAUUUUGAGCACUUGUUUGUGGAAAGAAGAAAGAUCAUUUGCCAAUACAACUAUUAAUUAAUAUACAUAUAAAAUGUAUACAAUUUUUAAUAUGAAAUAUUACAAGAUGGCUGCAUUACACCACUACUUGUGAACUUGUUCCCAGAAAAACUGCACAUGAUGAUUGCAAAUGGGUCCUUUACAAAUAAACACAAAUAAACAAACAAAAUAAAUACAUAUAUAAUUAACUAAUAUAAUAAAGAUGAAUGACGCUCCUUCCUUCCACUCUGAAUGUAGCAAAAACCAAAUCUGUGUUUUGUGAAUUUUUAUGACGUAUGGUCAAAUAUUUGUAAAGUAUUUGUUAAAAACUGAGAGGUUUAUCACCCGAUUUUUGUUCAAGUGAAUGAAUUAAGCACUGAACGAUGUUAAAUUUUGCGUGAGAUCUGUUUGAAUAUGCACAGUGCCAACGCUAGUUUACAAUGUUUGUGUAUAAACUUCCGAUUUGUGUACUUUUGUUUAAUAUUCAUGCUGAAACGUUAUGUUUUAUGCCAGUGUUCAGAAUAAAUCAGAACUGC
This is a messenger RNA of Silurus meridionalis, 2924 nucleotides long. RefSeq names its product ring finger protein 122 (gene rnf122). The record is from RefSeq and is a predicted model, not a curated record. NCBI's taxonomy places the organism in Eukaryota, Metazoa, Chordata, Actinopteri, Siluriformes, Siluridae. The coding region runs from base 523 to 987 and encodes 154 amino acids. The transcript has 6 exons.